This is a messenger RNA of Yarrowia lipolytica CLIB122, 753 nucleotides long. RefSeq lists its product as uncharacterized. NCBI's taxonomy places the organism in Eukaryota, Fungi, Ascomycota, Dipodascomycetes, Dipodascales. The record is from RefSeq and is a predicted model, not a curated record.
AUGUACCGACCCACAACCGCUACCAGACUCAGUGUGGCUCCCUGCCGACUCAUCAUAAGACACAAGUCAUCCAAGUCACCAUCUCCCGCCUCCAACGUGGCUCCCCAGCCCGUGAAGAAGGGCGAAGAAGACGAGGUCAAGGCCGACGCCAAACCCGAGGCAGCUAAUAAAGCUCCACAGCCCAAGACCGCCUCCACAACUGCUACAUCCACAUCCACUACAUCCACCGCUGCAUCUUCGCCUGCCCCCUCGGCACCAGCUCCUCCAUACGAGAACAACCCUUACAUGUUCAGUCGUAGCCACUUCACCCCAAACUUCUCGCGACACCAGAGUGGCAACACUUCGUCCCCCACCCGCAUUCUCGGCAUCCAGCCACACCCCUUCACCGUCAAGGAACACACCGGAGAGUCCAUGAACGAGAUUUUCCUCCACAAGGCGCUCGCCUCACACAUGCAGCCUCUGCUGCUGAGCCUGGACGACCGAAAGAGAGAGAUCCCCAGCAAGGUGUACAAGUUCCGAAACCAGCGACAGGUUCCCAAGGCCGAAAAUUCGCUGUGGCUCAAGUCUGUGCUGCGACAGCAGACGCACUCAGACAUGGACCUCAUUCCCCAGGAAAUGCUCCAGCAGAUGGUGCCCUUCCGGCCUCUCAGUGACGUUACCCGAAAGUUUUGGGACGUCAAGAUGAAGGUUGACUUCAAGCGGCAGCAGCAGCGGAAGCAGGAGCCAGAAGAAGAGGAGGAUGACUCCUACUGA